Molecule: messenger RNA, 435 nt
Organism: Australozyma saopauloensis
Lineage: Eukaryota; Fungi; Ascomycota; Pichiomycetes; Serinales; Metschnikowiaceae
Gene: ERG28
Product: Erg28p
Exons: 1
Coding region: 1-435 (144 amino acids)
Cellular component (GO): membrane; endoplasmic reticulum
Molecular function (GO): protein-macromolecule adaptor activity
Source: RefSeq, a predicted model, not a curated record
AUGUUGCCUUUUGUUCUGCUUUUGCCACCCACCGCUCCCAAUGGUGGAUACUUGCCCCAUUGGAUCCUCUUUAUUUCUGUUGUGUCUGUGUUCAAUUCCUUACAGAAUUACUUGAUCAAAGAUGUCAGCCUCACCAGAAAAGUCUAUUCCGCUGCACCCGAGAUGGAGGUGACCCGUUUGAGUGCUCGUACUUUUGGAACCUGGACAUUUUUGACUGCAAUUGUCAGAUUUUACGGUGCUUAUAACUUGGUUGGCAACGAACAGUGGUACAACCUUAGCAUGUGGACUUUUGCAAUUGCCGGGUUUCACUUUGUAAGUGAGUGGUUAGUAUUCAGAAACUGUAAGCUCGACUCCGGUUUGGCUGGUCCUUUGGUGGUCGCUUCUUCCAGUUUGAUCUGGAUGUACCAACAGAAGGCUUACUACCUUGGUCUUUAA